Molecule: messenger RNA, 2309 nt
Organism: Planococcus citri (citrus mealybug)
Lineage: Eukaryota; Metazoa; Arthropoda; Insecta; Hemiptera; Pseudococcidae
Exons: 7
Coding region: 49-2235 (728 amino acids)
Source: RefSeq, a predicted model, not a curated record
UCGAAUCUGUUGAUAAAUCGAAACUCUUAUUGCAAAUUACAUCGAGCGAUGUCUCGAAAAAGUUCGUUUUUCCGUUUUAUAAAUUCACACUGCACAAUGAAGAUUUUGAUUUUAAUAACAUUCACCUUGACAGCCAUUUCUUCAACUCGAAGUUCAAAUUCGAGCGAGGCUCAUGAUAUCACAACACUGCUAAAUAAUACCAUAGCAAAAACAUUCCACAAUAUGAAUUCAGUCACAAUCAACAAGUUAGUCCUCAGCAUAGAGAAUUUAAAAUCGUUCACUUUUGCAACGUAUGCCGACUGCGAAUUAGGACCUUUUGAGAACGAAUUCUAUUUCACUGGUAUCACCGUAACCCCGGUCAAAGUAGAAUCUGCCCACUUGAGACAUGAAUUUUAUCACAAUAGAAUGACCAUAUUCUUUCACUACCUAUCCAUUGAAAUGAAAGGAUAUUUAGGAGCAACCCCAGACACAGUUCAUGUGGGUUUCGAACGAUCUUUGGAUUUUAAAAACAUUUCAAUCUACGUAAUAGCAGAACCAAUGGAAGGUUUUUCAAAGAACGAAUUCUAUCCUUACAUUGAUUUCAUUCACUACGAUGGUUACGAAUCCAAUUACAUAUAUUCGCCUUGGUUCCACGAAAACUUGACAACAGACAUCCGAUACGAACUGGAAAUACAGAUCAAAUCAUUCCUACCAUCGUUAUUCGAGUUCAAUUUACGAAACAACGAGAAUUUUGUACAAACACUCCAUGCAACUUUUUGUCGUCAUCCUGAAGAAGAGAUCACGUCGCAUUAUCCCUCUUUAGAUAUUUUUAGAACGAAAAAUUACUACUUCAUACCAAAUAUCACCUCUCUGCAUCGCACUUUGAGCAAUAUCACCAUCACAGGAAUGCACAAUUUUCAUAGUCACUCGUUCGCUGAUAAUUCUGGUCUAACUGUCAGCACUCUGAAGAUUCAGAAUAUUCGAGGAACCGUUAAUUUACAUUACUCUGGUCGAAAAUUUACAAUUUUUCCAUUGUACUUUGAAGUGGAUAGCAUUUCGAUAACAGUUGAUCGAAAACAACAAAGUAUCAAAGUGACUGCGCACAAUUACACGGUUAUUGAGACUAAAAUAAACCUUUCGUUGACGGAAUAUCAGUCCAAAUGGAUAAUGGAAGGUAUUCAAUUGGCGAUUGCGUCUUCGAUAAUGCCAUCGAUGAAAUAUUACAGAAACCGAAAUAAUUCAACCAAUUCGCUCAAAGAACACCCAAUUGUAAAAAUAAGCACGAAAUUAUCUCAGCAAUUCGAGCGUAGCACGUUACAGAACUUGUAUGAUACUUGGAACACAACGAUCCCCGAAAGCUUCAAGGCAGAAUCAAGUAUCCAAAUAGAAUCACUUAUUUACAAUAUUUCAAUUGAUGCUAAACCCACAACAGCAUUGAAACCAUAUCCAGUUUGUAUCAAAUGUGGUCUCUACAACAUCUUGCGGAUCCACUACGGAACCCCUCCUUGGUUCGGGAAAAUUAACGUGCUCAAUACCACUCACGAAUUCGACGAUAUUGAUUUUGAAUUGAAGACAGUUCUCGUUGAGCUACGUAAACUAAAUAAUUCGAAUAAUUUCGAAUUUCACUGGUUAUUAGUUUAUGACGUAGGCCUACAACUGAUCUCAAAUCCGUACAAUUUCACAGAUCACGAGAGAUUGGAGAUAGCACAAGCAGCGCAAAAACUGAUGAUCUCAUUGAUUAAGAAAACAUUUACCCUUUUCGCAGAACCACUUCUCUCUUUACCAUUAGACCAUUGUACCCCACCUGUGAAAAUUUUCGACGACUUCCUGCCUUUCUACGCCGAUUACGAAUUACCCUUCCGUGUACCAAAUAGCACGAUAUCGAAAAUUAACAACGUAACAAUCACACAGUGGACCAACUGGCCUUCUGUUUCAGUCUGGUUUGACCAAAAUCCUUUCAAUGAAAGCAUGGCGUUAUCGACAGAAGUUGAAUUAGAAUUGCCUGAGGCUGAAAUUUGGAUGAAUUAUAACGACAAAUCAUUCGAUAAAAGGCAUCUGACGCUGACUAGUUUACAAGUAGUAAAUUGCACAUAUAGCGGAGAGAUGAUCGUGGGUGUAAAUCCGAUGCCGAUGGAAUACAGACCUCAGAAUGACGAAACGUGCGGUCAACGUAUUUCGAAAAUCGCCAGGAUUCAAGCAAACCUAGAAGGUAUACUUGUCGAAUGUUUCAAAAAUCUUACCAGUCUUGUUUUUUAACAUUAUUUUGAUUAUAAUUUACCUAUUAUGUAUCAAUUUUAUACCAAUUGAAUAAAUGAAUCUCUGUUUUUUUU